GGCCAGUCCUCCUACAACUGGUUCACGACCAACGUCUUUCCACCAAAGGCCAACUCUCUCUGAUCAGUUGUUUCACUGUAUGCUAGCCAUCAUCUUUGCACUAGGUUGCGAGUUCAGACCGCCCUAUUCCGGGCACAAUUCUUCAAGUAAUCUACAAGAGAACUUCAUCAAGCGAGCGACAAGUCUGUUGAACCUUGAUAUAAUUACCAGACCAUCGUUGAGCCUAGUACAGACCUUGGUUCUUAUGGCCCGGUUCCUUCAGCACAAAGGACUACCCAACCGAUGUUGGGUAAUUGUGGGGAUUGCAAUUCGCGCAGCACAAGGUCUCGGUCUCCAUUUGGAUGUAGAUGAGGAAAGCCAGGUCCAGAGAGAGGAGAGAAGAAGGACAUGGUCUGCCUGUGUCUCACUAGAUCGAGUCCAGAGUAUGACGUUCGGGCGGCCGUUGAUGCUGUCCAACUAUCCCCAGGUAUCUCUGCCUCAGCUCAUCGACGAUGAGUAUUUAGAAACAGAUCCAUUAGGAGAAGAUGGACAUCAACCGGCUGAUAUGCCACCGAUAAUAAGCUUCUUUGUCUAUGCGCUCAAAUUCUCCGAGAUAAAUAUGGAUAUUUUGAAAUCCUUUUACAGUGACUCCUCUGAGCAGAACACAGUGGGAGAUACAUCCAAGCUGUAUGCUACAAUUCUCGACUAUGAUAGGAGAGUCAAGCAGUAUUGGGAAGAAAUACCAAGCUACCUUCGGUAUCACAGGCCAUAUAGACCACCAGACGGUGAUGAAUUGUUCCCUCGACAAUCUUGUUUGCUGUAUAUUCGACUUUUGAAUACUCGGAUCAUGGUAUUUCGUAUUGCGCUGGUACGUUUUGCCACGCAGCCCCUUUCGCAGACUCGUUCCGCCACAACAACCCUGCAGUGGCAUUUAAUGAAGGGAUGUUUGGAUGGCUGUUCGUCCGCUGCCAAAGACCUGAUUGAUCUAGUCCAUUCUAAUCUUGGCCCCAACGCUGCUCGGGGAUUUUUACCUCCGGCGUGGUAUACUACCUUCUUAAUCUACACCGCUGGUACGGUGCUCGUGGUCAUUCUAAGAGCUCCUCCACUUCGAAAUAUCUUACCCGCAGAUCAACUGGAUUCUAUGGAACGGUCCUGGACCCAAUGUAUAUUGGUACUAGAGGAAUUCCAGCGCCUCGGUGUUCCCGCGGCUCAGAAGUGCAUCGAGACACUGAGAAAGGUGCACGAGGACGGAGAAGUAGAUAGGCAGACGCGGUCUGGCCGUGGAUCUCCAGAUGCCGGAGGCUUCGGUGCCAACAUCAACAACACAAAUCAAUCGCACUCCGAAAGUUCCCGUGCAGUUUACCAGCUGCACCAAAAUGUUGGUAGCGAGUCUAGUAUUUCGGCUUCCAACAUACAAGCAAACUCUGGAAUACCUGAGACUUGGUGGAAUAGUAUAAACAUUGAUUGGCUCAAUGGACUUGCUGAGCUUGGCCCUGGUGGCCCCAUAGAUCCCACAAACGAUUACAACGAAUUUGUUGGGUUUCAGUAGCGUACAUAUA
Messenger RNA from Hyaloscypha bicolor E, 1538 nucleotides. RefSeq lists its product as uncharacterized. The transcript has 6 exons. Gene Ontology annotation, molecular function: zinc ion binding; DNA-binding transcription factor activity, RNA polymerase II-specific; RNA polymerase II cis-regulatory region sequence-specific DNA binding. The record is from RefSeq and is a predicted model, not a curated record. The coding region runs from base 80 to 1528 and encodes 482 amino acids. Lineage: Eukaryota; Fungi; Ascomycota; Leotiomycetes; Helotiales; Hyaloscyphaceae. Gene Ontology annotation, biological process: DNA-templated transcription; positive regulation of transcription from RNA polymerase II promoter by galactose. Gene Ontology annotation, cellular component: nucleus.